UCUCGCUGGACGUUUCGUUCGUCGCGCGUUCGGGAGCGAAAGGAAGCGUAAAAUGGUCAAUAUCCAACCGCCGCCCAGAGCCAAUAAGAAUUGCAAUUGCCGAGCAGUUGCGGAGUGCCAUGUGUGAAUUGUGCGGGUCGCAGGAGUUGGAAAAUGCGAAUGCCGCAGGACAAUAGCAACAAUGCCAGUUCGAUACAUACACAUAGUCGAGGGCCGAUGAAAAACUGGUAUAUAAAAGACGCCAAAAGCUUGCGAAAAAGAGAGCAAACGCGCCCUUAACUCGGCUGCAGGACAACAAAAAAGGCGAAAGAGGAGCAGGAGCAGGAUAAACAGCAGGCAAACCGUCCGUGAUGUCACAACAACACCCCCAUCACGCCCACCCCCACCCCCACCACUACGCCCACCCCCACUAUCCGCCCCCUGCGACGCCCAUGUCCCUGCAGCAACAAACGCAGCAGCAGCCGUCGCAACAGCAGCAGCACGCCAAUUGGUACUCACAUGUUGCUUCCUACCCCACACCCCACUCGGCCUUCGGCCCCGCCCCCGCCCCCUCCUGCAAGGCCACCAGCAGCAACAACAACAGUAUCAUGGGAGGCGGAGGGGGUGGCUAUGGGCCGGGGGGUGGCAACGCGCAGGGUUAUUAUGGCGCCGCUGGCGGUGGCCUCAAUGUCAGUGGGGCGGCGGUGGGUGGUGGGCCGAGCUACGGCCUUGGGGCCAAUACAGUGGCAUAUGCCCACAACCAACUGCUGCAGUACCAGCAGCAGCAACAGCAACAGCAACAACAGCAACAGCAGCUACACCAGCAACUUCCGCAGCAUCUCAGCCAACAAAGGUCCUAUAUGGGCCACGAUAUCAUGACCGGCAGCUAUCCCUAUAUCAAAAGCGAACCCAUGGAGGCCUUCCAGCAGCCCCCCAAUCCCAUGGCCCCGCCCCCGGCUCCAGAAAUAUUAAUAAAAUCGGAACCCAUUGACGAACAUUCCUACAAGUCCAACUAUAUAGACGACAACACGCCGUUUGCGGACUUUAGCAAGUUCAGCGAAUUCAGCGAGGACAUGUUGAGUCCUAAAGUGGAGCUGACCGUCAAGGAUGAGUCCUACGGAAGGAAUACCAACAGCUUUCUGCGCCGCAAACAGCAAUCGGAUCGGAGUGCCGAAAGCUUGCCCAUCUGCCAGCGCUGCAAGGAGGUCUUCUUCAAGAAGCAGGCUUACUUGCGUCACGUGGCCGAGAGCAAUUGCGGGAUGCAGGAGUACGACUUCAAGUGCAGCACCUGUCCCAUGUCCUUCAUGACCACCGAGGAGCUGCAGCGGCACAAGCAACACCACCGGGCAGACAGGUUCUUCUGCCACAAGUACUGCGGCAAGCACUUCGAUACGAUCGCCGAGUGCGAGGCGCACGAGUAUAUGCAGCACGAAUACGAUAGCUUUGUCUGCAAUAUAUGUUCUGGGACCUUCGCCACCCGUGAGCAGCUAUACGCCCACCUGCCGCAACACAAGUUCCAGCAGCGCUUCGACUGUCCCAUCUGCCGACUGUGGUAUCAGACGGCUCUCGAGCUCCACGAACACCGUUUGGCCGCACCCUACUUCUGCGGCAAGUACUACACGGGGGCACAGUCAUCCGCGGCCUCGCACUCGCAGCAGCAGCAGCACCAGACGAACUACAAGCUACAGGAUUGCCAUAUGGCCACCAUGGAAAUGCCCACCGCCCCGCACCACAAACCGAACGCAUCCAGCUCUUCCUUGCCGGCCACGGCUGCACUGAGUUCACUCCUGCAGCAGCGUCAGGCAAACGCCGAUGGAGCAGCCAUGUUUGCGGCUUCGGCACUCAAGAACGAGGUAAAUGUAAAGCUGGAGCGCAGCUUUAGCAACUCGACCAGCGAGUCAUCCUACAGCGUUCAGGAGAGUAGCUACAAUAAUGCCUACGGAAGCGAUAGUUCAAUCCAUGGAGGAGCGAUUGCUGGUCCACAGGCACACUCAUCCACGCUGGACGACUCCGAGGACGCUCUGUGCUGUGUGCCGCUGUGCGGAGUGCGGAAGAGCACCAGCCCCACGCUGCAGUUCUUCACGUUCCCCAAGGACGAGAAGUACCUUAACCAGUGGCUGCACAAUCUCAAGAUGUUCCACAUACCCGCCGCCAGCUACGCCAAUUUCCGCAUCUGCAGCAUGCACUUCCCGAAGCGCUGUAUCAACCGGUACUCCCUGUGCUAUUGGGCAGUGCCCACGUUUAACCUGGGUCACGACGACGUGGCGAAUCUCUAUCAAAAUCGGGAGCUGACCAACACCUUCACCACCGGCGAAGUAGCCCGUUGCAGCAUGCCUCACUGCACCAGUCAGCGGGGCGAGAGCAACCUGAAGUUCUACAACUUUCCCAAGGACAUCAAGAGCCUCAUCAAGUGGUGCCAGAACGCCCGACUUCCUGUGCAGGCCAAGGAGCCGCGUCACUUCUGCAGCCGCCACUUUGAGGAGCGCUGCAUCGGCAAGUUCCGGCUGAAGCCUUGGGCGGUACCCACUCUGCAUCUGGGUGCCCAGUAUGGCAAGAUCCACGACAACCCCAAGAAUCUGUAUGUGGAGGAGAAGCGCUGCUGCCUCAACUUUUGCCGGCGCAGCCGUUCCUCUGACUUCAACAUGUCGCUAUAUCGUUUUCCCAGGGAUGAGGUGCUCCUGCGUCGCUGGUGCUACAAUCUGCGCCUGGAUCCGGGAGUGUAUCGCGGGAAGAAUCACAAAAUAUGCAGCGCCCACUUUAUCAAAGAGGCUUUGGGUCUGCGGAAGCUAUCACCGGGUGCUGUUCCCACACUUCACCUGGGUCACACGGACACCUUCAACAUCUACGAGAACGAACUGUGGCCGCCGCCGACGCCCUCGAGCUCCCACAGCGGUGGCUUCCAGGCGCAUCAGACGCCGCAUCACCAUUCGCAGCACUCGCUGCAACAGCAUCUGCACAGCACCAAAUCCUACCAGCGCCACUCGGCGGCAUCCACAUCUUCCUCGGCCAGUUCGGCGACCUCUCACUACGUUGAUCCGGAGCUGAGUUCCUCUUACCUGGCCAUGGGUGGAUCCUCGGCGAUGAAUGUCAGCGACAGCAUGGACAUUUGCUGCGUGCCCAGUUGCGAGAGCAAGCGACACAACAACGAGAACAUCACAUUCCACACCAUUCCGCGUCGGCCCGAGCAGAUGCGCAAGUGGUGCCACAACCUAAAGAUCCCAGAGGAAAAGAUGCACAAGGGCAUGCGGAUCUGCAGUCUGCACUUCGAGUCCUACUGCAUCGGCGGUUGUAUGCGACCGUUUGCAGUGCCCACGCUCAAUUUGGGCCACGAUGAGGAGGAUAUUCAUCGGAAUCCGGACGUGAUCAAGAAGCUGAAUAUCCGGGAAACCUGCUGCGUUUCCGUUUGCAAACGGAAUCGAGACAGGGAUCAUGCAAAUCUUCAUCGCUUCCCGAGUAAUGUCUCGCUGCUGACCAAGUGGUGUGGGAAUCUCCAGCGGCCCGUUCCGGAUGGCAGUAAACUAUUCAACGACGCCAUCUGUGAAGUGCACUUCGAGGAUCGCUGCCUGCGCAACAAGAGGCUGGAGAAAUGGGCGGUGCCUACUCUAAUCCUGGGUCAUGAGAAUAUCCCCUAUCCUUUGCCCACACCCGAACAGGUCACCGAGUUCUAUGCGCGACCCACGGCGCCCAACAAUGGCGAGGAGCAGGGCGAGUGCUGCGUGGAGACCUGCAAGCGGAAUCCCAGUGUGGACGACAUCAAGCUUUAUCGGCCGCCGGAGGAGGCUUCCGUGUUGGCCAAGUGGGCGCACAACCUGCAAACAGAGGCUACUAAGCUGACGAGCAUGAGGAUUUGCAAUCUUCACUUCGAGGCACACUGCAUAGGGAAACGGAUGCGUCCUUGGGCAAUACCCACACUGAAUCUGGCUGGAAACAUAGAGAAUCUUUAUGAGAAUCCAGAGCAUUCGAUGCUGUACAAGCGACGAGCGCACACGAAAACCAAGCUGCCGGCUUCCGUGAAGCCCACCUGGGUGCCCAGGUGCUGUCUGCCGCAUUGCCGCAAGGUUCGGGCGCUGCACAACGUUCAGCUCUAUCGCUUCCCCAAGCUCAAUCGCUCCACGCUGGCCAAGUGGUCGCACAAUCUGCAGGUUCCCAUGGUGGGCAGUGCCCAACGCAGGCUGUGUUCGGCUCACUUUGAACCACAUGUGCUGAGCAAGAAGUGUCCGGUGCCGCUGGCGGUGCCCACACUGGAUUUGAACUCCCCGCCUGGCUUGAAAAUCUACCAGAAUCCGGCCAAACUAAAAGCCAGCAAGCUGUGCCUGCAGCGCGUGUGCAUAGUGGAGAGUUGCCGCAAGACGCGGGCGCAGGGCGUCCAGCUCUUCCGGCUGCCGCAUAGUCCCACGCAGCUGCGCAAGUGGAUGCACAACAUCAAGACCCGUCCAAGGGCAGCGAUGAGGGCGCAGUAUCGCGUGUGUUCCCGCCACUUUGAGACGCAUUCGUUUAAUGGCCGCAGACUGAGUGCCGGGGCCAUUCCCACACUGGAAUUGGGUCACGACGACGAGGACAUCUAUCCCAACGAAGCGCAGGCCUUUGCGGACGAGCACUGCGUGGUGGAGGGCUGCGAGGCGUCGAAGGAACAGGCGGAGGUGCGCCUGUUCCGCUUUCCCACCGAAGACGACGAUUUGCUGUGGAAGUGGUGCAACAAUCUCAAGAUGAACCCCGUGGAUUGCACCGGGGUGCGGAUAUGCAACAAGCACUUCGAGGCGGACUGCAUCGGACCCAAGCACCUGUACAAGUGGGCCAUACCCACGGAGCAGCUGGGCCACGACGACGCCCAGAUCGAGCUGAUACCGAAUCCCAAGCCGGAGGAGCGGUAUGUGGAUCCGGUGUUCAAGUGCAUCGUGCCUACGUGUGGAAAGACGCGCCGCUUCGACGAGGUGCAGAUGAACAGCUUCCCCAAGGACCCCGAUCUCUUCCAGCGCUGGCAGCACAACCUGCGGCUGGAGCAUCUUAAUUUCCUGGAACGCGAGCGCUACAAGAUCUGCAAUGCCCACUUCGAGGACAUUUGUAUUGGCAAGACGCGACUGAACAUAGGAUCGAUUCCUACUCUGGAGCUCGGUCACGACGAGACGGAGGAUCUGUUCCAGGUAAAUCCGGCGGAGCUGCAGAGUAACCUUUUCGGAAGGCAGCGGAGAAUACACGAUGAAUCUGGUGGGAUCAGCAUCAAGCAGGAGCUCUCCGAGUCGGAAGACGUCAAGCCGGAUUUGGAAACCUUGCAGGAAGCGAAAGAGUCGAGGACUAGACAGGUUAAAUUCAAGAAAACCCUAUCCGAUUUAAAGUGCUGUGUGCACAGUUGCGGACGCAGUCGUCUGGAGCACGGAGCACGGCUCUUUCCGUUUCCCACCGGCAAGCAGCAGCACCUCAAGUGGCGUCACAAUUUGCGCCUGGAGCCCGACGAGGUGGAUCGGUCGACGCGGGUGUGCAGUGCCCACUUCAACCGGCGCUGCAUUGACGGCAAGCAGCUGAGGAGUUGGGCCAUGCCCACGCAGCAACUGGGCCACCAGGAGCAGCCGAUCUACGAGAAUCCCAAGAACAUACCCGGGUUCUUCACGCCCACCUGCGCUCUGGGUCAUUGCCGCAAACGGCGGAGCAUCGACAACGAUCUGCGCACCUACCGAUAUCCGAGAAGUGAGGAGCUACUUGAGAAAUGGCGGGCCAAUCUUCGGCUGACUCCGGAUCAGUGUCGCGGCCGGAUUUGUGCGGAUCACUUUGAGGCCCAGGUGCGGGGCAAACUGAAGCUGAAGACGGGAGCGGUGCCUACACUAAAACUGGGCCAUGAUGAGGGCUUGGUCUUCGACAAUGAGGCUAUUAAGGUGGGCGAGGAUGAGGAGGAACUGAAGCCCAAAAGGGAGCCACUCGACGAGGAGGAGGAGGAAGAUGUGGAGGCUGAGACGGAGCACAAUGAGCAGGAGGAUAUUGAAGAUGAAGAUGAGAGGGGCGACCACUACUUCGAUCCACUUGAAUUGGUCGAGACCUAUGCCGAACAUCCAACGGAUGACGAAGCGGAAUAUUGUAGGGAUGAAGAAAUGGAUGAUCGAGAGGAGGAAGAUCACUUCCUGCCGGAUGUACCACCCACUCCUCCGAUCCUCCCCCUGCGUCGCGAAAAGCCCGCCAACAAUGUGACUCCCAUUUGCUGCCUGAAGCAUUGCCGAAAGGAGCGCACUGCCUUUCACCUGCUCAGCACCUUUGGUUUUCCCAAGGACCGCCGGCUGCUGCUCAAGUGGUGCGCCAAUCUCCACCUGGAUCCGGAUGACUGCAUCGGUCGGGUUUGCAUUGAGCACUUCCAGCCGGAGGUGCUCGGUACCCGAAAGCUCAAGCAGAAUGCGGUACCCACUUUGAAUGUGGGUCACAAUGAGCCACUCAGGUACUCGUGCAACGGAAUGGAUCGGGAGCAGGAGCAAUCGCAGCCACAGCCUUCGGUUUUUCGGCUUUGGAGCCUGAAACACUGCCGCAAGAGGAAGCUAACAGAGCCGCCGGAUAUUCGGAAAAGCAAGUGGAACCCUGUGGAAGUGCAGACGAUGCAGAGGCUGAAGAUGGAGAUUCAGUUAGAGAGGGAGAUCAAGGUGGAGAUGCAGAUGGAGAGGGAAUCAAAGACGAGGAAUCCGAGGGAGAGUAAGCCGGAAAGAUGUUGCAUCAGCAGCUGCGGAAAUGAGGAUGUUGAGCAAUUGCUUUCAAUGCCUGAUGAUAGAAAUCUCUCAAGAAAAUGGCAACAUAACCUGAAGCUUUCUAUGGACACGGUUUUCAGGGAUAUUCGUGUUUGUCUGGAGCAUUUUGAGGCGGAAGUUGUGGAAAACGGAAAGCUGACGGAGCAGGCAGUUCCCACCUUAAAACUGGAGCAAAAGAGUUACAACAUCUACAGAAACAAAGGCUCUUGUUUGGUUAUCGAAUGCGAAAACUCUUCGUCGAGCUUGGUGGAGUUGCCUCAAAAUAUGCUGAUAAGACACUCUUGGAUUUCCCAUCUAAAUCUCCCUCUGAUCACUGAUGGUCUUCUAUGUAAUCUACACUUUAUGAAGCUGUUUGAAGAGGUGUACUUACCCAAAGUUCUGGCCCCACAAGACUUGGAUGACUUGCAGUGUUUAGCCGAUGAAAUGAAAUGUGCUGUGCCUGAAUGCUCCUCCAAAAAUGAUCUCAGGCUUACCCAGCUUCCCGAGAAGGAGCAAACGCUUUUCAAAUGGCUACACAACACUAAAAUGGCCUACGAGCAAUCGAGGCAUAAAAGCUAUCGCAUCUGUCUGCUGCACUUUGAGUCAGAGGUUCUAGAGUCGGAUUACCCGAAACCCUGGGCUUUACCCACCUUGCAUCUCAACCAUGAGGACAAGAUUCACUUGAAUACCAGUCAAGAGUCACGCAGUGGAACUCCCAAUAGCAAUUCUAGGCUAACUCCGCUAACUCCUCUGAGAAUCAAGACCGAUCUCGCUUCGUUAAGCAGUCCCUGCGGUAGUGCAAGUCCCAGUCCUCGCGGCAGGAUCAGGAUAUGUUGCAUACCCACCUGUGGACAGUUUGGAAAUAGCCAAGUACGGCUCUAUCGCUUCCCCUCCGAGGAGCAAGCGUUGCUCCGUUGGCUGGUGAACACGAAUCAGCAGCCUCGCCUCGUGGAUCCCCAGGAGCUCUAUGUGUGCCAAUCGCACUUCGAACCGGAUGCUAUAUGCAAGAAGCAACUACGCAGCUGGGCAGAGCCCACCUUGAACCUGGGACACGAAGGAUAUGUCAUCCCGAAUGCCAGGCACAAUGGGAACAUCGCCGAUGGCCAGGACACCGAGCAGGCAAUGGCGUUUAUCCGGGAGCGCUAUUGCUCAGUGUUGUCUUGUUUCCAAGCUGAAGGCAAUGGAAUAAGGCUCUAUGAGUAUCCCAAGGAUAUGGCCACAAUACGAAAGUGGGCAGCCGCCUGCAGGCAUCGCUCCAUGCAGGCCAGCAGUCAUGGAUUCAAGGUGUGCCAGUCUCACUUUGCCCCAGAAUGCUUUGAAACGCAGACUUUGGAUUUGAUUGAGGGAUCGGUUCCCACUUUGGAGUUGACUAGAGAUGAUAUUGAAAAGCACUGCUUGGUGGAGGGAUGUGUAAAAGAUGGAAAUGGAGAACGCCUGCGUUACUACAAGGUGCCAAAGAAUGCUGCUCAACUGGAAGCUUGGAGCAACAACCUCAAAAUCAACUCCAUGGAUCUCCUCCAGGGAGAGCACCUCAUCUGCGAGCGGCACUUCGAGUCCUUUUGCUUUGGGGCCUACAAAGGUUUGCGACCCGGAGCGCUUCCAACUCUUUUGCUUGGCAAUGAGGAGGAUGUCCAAAUGCUGCCCAAUCCCGCAAAUCUCUGCCAGAGCAAAACGGAGGUUUGCUGUGCGCCCGGUUGCGAACGCAUUUGGCAGCCUGGAGAUCCUCCCUUCAGUGGAUUUCCCAAACAAUUCGUAUUGGCCGACAAAUGGAUGUAUAACCUCCGCUUAAGAGUUGCCAAGGAGCAGCUGGGCAGGCUGAAAGUCUGCAGUGCGCAUUUCGAGUCCUCUCUCUUCGACAAAAGUGGUCUAAUCUCGGGAGCGAUACCCACCCUGGAAUUAGGACACUCCUCGCCGGAUAUUUUCCAGACGGAUCAGCAAAAUCUGGGUAAAAUCUUAAAGCCUUUUAAGAGAGAAAUUACGGAGGUAACCUGCUGUUAUCCCGAGUGCAAAGAGCUGUCUAAAAACCUUUCCUACAACUUGCCCCAAGAAGAGCCACUCAGAAGAGCUUGGCUUCGCCACUUGGACAUCGAGGAGCCGGCGAUCGGCCAGCUUUGCCCGCUGCAUUACUGCAUUCUCUAUCAGCUGAGUGUCAAGAGUUUUCCCGAGCAUGUGCCAAAUCGAUUCCUCGAGGAUAAUUACCACUCUGCUCGGAGCAACCGACGCGUGAGAAUCGUUAGUUGCGCGGUUAAGGGAUGUGAUAUGAUCAGGCCAAGGGAUAAGGUUCUCUUACACGGUUUGCCGCAGAGGAAAGACAUCCUGAGGAUGUGGGUGGAGAAUGGCCAACUGGAGAUUACGGAGCAGCAGCAGCAAUAUAUGCUCAAGGUGUGUCGCAAUCACUUUGAGUCACGCUGCACCUUCGACGAUCGAAGGCUGCAUCCAUGGAGCGUUCCCACCCUGAACUUGCCAGGAGAUCCCGUGCAUCAGAUUCCCACGAAAGAGGAGUGGCAGGAGAUGACGCUUAAACUGAACCAGGAAGCAGGGACAAUCAAGCAGGAGAUGGAGGAGCUGGAGGAGGAGUUGCAGGAGGAUAACUCCAUGCUGGAACCCAUUGUUCGCAUGGAGCACUUCGAGUCCGAGGAGGAAGACUCGCAGAUGCAGGCCCUGGAGGUGCUCCUGGAGGUGGGCCACGUUGAGCGCAUGGACAGCUACGAGAAGGUGGACAAAUCCUACACCACCGAGCAUGCCCUCUACCAACCUACUGCCAUUCGUAACCAGUACAAUGCCAACCACUGCGCCGUCGAGGGAUGCCAGGUGACUGUGGAGGACGUGGACGGUACCAUCAAGCUGCACAGGUUCCCCGCCUCCUCGGAAUCCGCCAGAAAGUGGAUGCACAACACCCAAGUAGACAUGGACGAGAAGUUCUGGUGGCGCUAUCGCAUUUGCAGCUACCAUUUCGACCAGGAGUGCUUCCAGAGCGCCAGGAUAAAGAAGGGGGCGAUGCCCACGCUGCUCCUGGGACCAAAGAGACCGAAUCAGGUGUUUGAGAAUGAGUUCGCCUCGCAGGAGACAGAAGAGAUGCACUUCCUACCAGCGGAGGCACUUCCUAGGGAGCAAAAGGUCCCCAAAUUAUGCCUACCUUCGCCGGCUCCUCCUCAAAAGUCCAGCAAGUUUUGUCAGGUGGAGGGAUGUAUGAAUCACCUGACCACUGAGAACGUGACGCUGCACAAGUUUCCCCAUUCCCAGGACAUGUGCCUCAAGUGGCAGCACAACACGCAGGUGCCGUUCGAUCCCCUCCACCGAUGGCGCUAUCGCAUCUGCAGUGCCCACUUUCAUCCGGUUUGCCUUCUAAACUUGCGUCUCGUCCAUGGAAGUGUGCCCACCUUGAAGCUGGGAGCCAAGGCCCCCGCCGAGCUCUUUGACAACGACUUCGAGGCCAUUAACCUCCGGCUGGACAAGAGAUCGAGUUUAGAAUCCAAUAACAUACAGAUCAAGGAGGAAAAAGAGGAAGAUGAGGAUGCCAUGCUGUUUCUGGAACCCGAAUUGCAGCUGCACGAGGACCAAGAGGUCAGCCAGUCGAACUGGAAGAGCCAGCUGCGUCUGCCCGUUAAGCAGGAGAAGAUCACCUACAACCAGGUGAAGUCCGGCUACGAUAAGUGCUCGCUGGUCCACUGCCAGCGGCAGAGAUCCCAGCACGGCGUUCACAUCUACAAGUUUCCCAAGUCAAAACGCCAACAGGAGCGUUGGAUGCACAACCUGCGCAUCCGUUACGAUGAGCGGCGGCCCUGGAAGUUUAUGAUCUGCAGCGUGCACUUCGAGCCGCACUGCAUCAGCCUGAGGAAGCUGCGUCCCUGGGCGGUGCCCACGCUGGAACUGGGCGACAAUGUGCCGGAGGAGAUCUUCACGAACGAACAGUGCCAGGAGCUCAGCGCUGAGAGCGAAGGCGACGAGGAGGAGGAUGGCCUGCAGGAGGACGACGACGAGGAGGAGGAGGAUGAGUGCGAUGAGGAUAUAGAGCCCGAGGUUCGCAUCAAGCGAGAGCGACGUUCCAAGCUCGAUCCCUGGCCGCCUGGCAUCGUGCCGCCCUGGAAGGUCAAGCAGUGCUGCCUCCCCUACUGCCGCGCCUUCCGUGGCGAGGGCAUCAAGCUCUUCCGGCUGCCCAACAACCGCACCUCAAUCCGCAACUGGGAGCUGGCCACGGGCAUGCUGUUCAAGGAGUCCCAGCGGAACACGCGUCUGAUCUGCAGCCGCCACUUCGAGCCCGAGUUGAUCGGGGUGAGGCGUCUCAUGCGCAACGCCAUCCCCACCAGGCAUUUGAAUCCUCAAGGAGUCGUGCAGGAAUCUAAGAAAAAGAUAGAACCACCCGUGCCCAUCGCUACCUGUUGCAUGGCCGACUGCCAUCACAAUGGAAAUGUCAGGCUGCACAAGUUUCCCAGUGAUCCCGCACUGCUGAGACAGUGGUGCCAAGCACUCCGGCUGACGGACACUCAGCGAUAUCGGGGAAAACAUAUCUGCUCGGUCCACCUGCCCACCGACAAGACGAUUAGCUGCGUUCUCUGCGGGGUGGACGACGUCCAGCUGCCGAUGCUGGACUUUCCGGAGCAGCGCAAUCAGCGCGCCAAGUGGUGCUACAAUCUCAAGAUCGAGGCCAUACCAAAGUGGGACCACUCCAAGCACAUCUGCUGUCGUCACUUCGAGUCGCAUUGCUUCGAGCAGCCGGGUGAGCUGCGCUCGGGUGCGAUUCCCACGCUGCAUCUGAACCACGACGACACGAACAUCUUCCUAAGCGACUACGCCACCGGUCCAAUUAGCAAUCGGAUCAAGGACGAGCCGCUGGACAACGACAACGAGAUGCUGCUGCUGGUUUAGUCUACCCACAAGGAAUCAUUUUAGUCUAGUUUUAGCUGUACCAUUUUAUAGACCUUUUUGUACAUUCAUUGUACCACAAUGCCACAUCACGUCUUCUAGUUUUACCAUGUAGUCUCUACCGGUGAUUUUAAUGCGUUAUUAAUUCGUAAGUGGCCCAAGGAGAAGUUGCCAUACAAAGAAAAAGAAAACAACACACAAUGUUCCUUAAGUUUUUGUUUUUACUUUUUAUACAUACGUACUUUAACUGUGACAAGAAAUGCGUUUUAGUUUCCACGAUACCUAUAUAUUAACUAUAGAUACAUACAUACUAUGUAAUAUCCUUGAGCGUAUAUGUGUAGACAUGUAGAUGUCCCAAUAAU
Molecule: messenger RNA, 11902 nt
Organism: Drosophila takahashii
Lineage: Eukaryota; Metazoa; Arthropoda; Insecta; Diptera; Drosophilidae
Molecular function (GO): sequence-specific DNA binding
Source: RefSeq, a predicted model, not a curated record